Molecule: messenger RNA, 1890 nt
Organism: Didymella exigua CBS 183.55
Lineage: Eukaryota; Fungi; Ascomycota; Dothideomycetes; Pleosporales; Didymellaceae
Exons: 1
Coding region: 1-1890 (629 amino acids)
Source: RefSeq, a predicted model, not a curated record
AUGUCUACCCUGAAGCAGAGUCCGAUAUCACAAAUUGUUCGUUUUAUCAAGACCAGGACUGAGCAGAGCGUUAAGGGCAACACCAUCAAGAAGACUGCUCCAGGAGCACAGAUCGAUGCUGUCACGCAGGAAGAGCCUGUCUGCCAGUCUAGAAACAAGGACAGUGUCUUUCCACGCGGAUACUAUAAACCGCGCCCCAUACCUAAGAGCUUUGUGGUAGGUGAGGUUCGAAAGGUGUCCAAUAUUGGCAGUCCACCAGAUUCCAUCAGAAAUCGACAAGAGAUGGCGAACCCUGCUGCCACAACACAAUCGGAGAGUCCUGACGCGGCAGAAACCACCUUCAACACUUCUGGUCAGUCUGAAAUGUCUACAGCACCUUCACCCAAAUCACAACCUCCGAAUGGGCUAGCAUCAGCCUCACGGGUAGCUCAGACAAGUGCCGAUACAAAACCUUUGUCGAAAGGAGUUCACGGCGAACGAUGUCCACGACCGACUUUUCACUUACUUCUCGGACAACAAGACCCGAUUUCCCCAUACUUUACGCGGCGCUACUUCAGUGAGCCAUUUGUAGCUGAUGCAAACCGUGCAUACGAGCCUCCGAAAGACGCCCUGCACCACAUCUCUGAGCUUGAUCCUCAGGCAUUUGAGAUGUACAAAAUCUAUAAUCACACCGGGAAUAUCAGCUUCAGAUCCCCUACAGAUGUCAAGAUCGAUCGUAUCUGGAUCACGUGUUGGCCGCUCAUGAAUGCGCACAUUCUGGGUUGCAUUAUCAAAGAACCCGCUUUUGCUGACAGAGUCAUGGACACGCUCAAGGAGAGGCUUCCGCUUAGCACUGCACCCAAUCGUGAGACUGUGGAACACUUAUUCGAUCUUGAUAGAAAGGGUAUACCUGAAGCGUUGAAAGUGUUUGUCGUCGACCGCUUCAUCAACGCUCAGCAACGGUCUCACACACUACUGGAGUACUCCAAGUAUCCAGCGACAUUUGCUGAACUCGUUCUGCAAUCUGCUCUGCGACACAUCUCUUGCCACCAAAGCACAGCAGCAAGAUCAGGCUGCGAGUAUCAUGUCCAUGGCGCGGAAGAGGCUUGCUACAAGACUAGAAUUACUCCAGUAGACAUGCUGAAGGAGCAGCGACUUGCCACAGCACGAGAGAAUUCUACUAGGGAUGCGGAAUUCGCUACAGCCAAUGCCCUGCAGAACGGUGUCAACAGUGUGGACUGGGAGCAGUGCAGAGCAAAUGCAAAUCACGCUUUUUGGAUCGAUACUGGAUCCACAUGGACUGACUGUCAACGACUGGAGGAUUGCAAGCCAAGCGAUAAGUCUGACUGGAACAAAGUGACCUCCAGCCAAACCAACUGCGAUGCCAACAGCUCACACAUUACAACCCGAACAAGAGAUGAACACAGCAGUACUGGACCCCUGGAUAGUACAAGGCCAACUUACGAUCUUGCCAGGACGCAUGCCAAUUCACCUGUCUUGCAUAUUCGCUCCAACGAGACUCGCUUCACCACUACAGCUCCUCCAGUUGCACAAACAACCCGCAACAUGUCGCCCUCUAGAUCUUCUGUUGCACCAAUGGUGGCGCCUGAUCAGCUUCAAUAUGCUCUCCCAUUGGCGGAGCUUGAUGGUAGCAACAGCAGUGCACCUUGUCUGACAGAACUCGCCCUAAAGUGCAAGCCUAGCAUCGGUCGCAUGCGAAAUUCAGAGCGCCGAGUCUCGUCGACUUUGGCCGUUACAAACGGUGCAGACGAGAACAGUACCGGCGUCCAGAGUUCGCACGACAGUGGGUUGGCAUCAGACCGACGAGUCGGGAAGCUGAACAUGGAUUACGAAAUAUGUGUGAAUUGUCCUGGAGCAUAUCCCGAGCCGAACGUUACCAUACAAAGGUAA